UUUUAUCUCUCGCAGUGUGAAAUAAUCAAGAACGAAACAAUGAAGUUGGAUUUAUUUUUGGUGACUUUUGCCAUUUUUGUCACAGCAAGUGAAAGCAUUUGGUGUUUCAGGUGUCACACAGGAAACUUUACAGAUGAUUUUUUCGGUAAUGUUUCAUUAGCCAAUUGCAAGAAUCUCACUGAAAACACAACUGCCACUUGUAGCAUCGGCUGCAUGAAGUUCAAAAUUAAAGAUAACAAUCGACACUUAACAACCUAUGAUUGUCACGACAAAAACAUUGAUAAGAAAUUAAAUGAAACAGCGAUAAUAAAAAAGAUAGUAUGCUACACGAAUUUUUGUAAUGGCGAAAGAUAUUGGAAUAUUCCAAAAAUCAAGACUCCAACAACAAAAAAUUAUGUCUCCGAAUUUUGGAUUUAUAUCUGUAUUAUAAUUCUCGUCAGUCUAAUUAUUCAUGUAUUUAAAUUUAUUUGCCGAUGCGCUGUUGAACAAAAAACAGGACGAAUGAAAAAUAAUGUCAAUAGUCGAACAAAUUUAAUUGGCAUUUAAAAAAAAUUGUAAAAAAUUGUAAAAAAUUGUUAUAAAUAAUUAUAACAAAAGAAAACAAAAAGGGGGAGAGAGAAAUAAAAAGUUUUAAUUUCUUAAUGAAAAUAAAAUUAC
Molecule: messenger RNA, 657 nt
Organism: Leptopilina heterotoma
Lineage: Eukaryota; Metazoa; Arthropoda; Insecta; Hymenoptera; Figitidae
Exons: 3
Coding region: 40-546 (168 amino acids)
Source: RefSeq, a predicted model, not a curated record